Messenger RNA from Arctia plantaginis, 1359 nucleotides. Lineage: Eukaryota; Metazoa; Arthropoda; Insecta; Lepidoptera; Erebidae. The record is from the annotation of a GenBank genome assembly.
AUGGCAGCAGCCGCACAAGAUAGGAACUUUAAGAAUCAUGCUAAAACACAAGCAGAAGAAGAUGCGUAUGACUAUGCAAAGGAAAGAACCGGAAUGAUCCAAACCAGUUUUGCAGGUUCUUGCGCCCAUAUCAUCAAGGGAGCCUUGGGUGGAGGUAUUCUAUCCGGUCCUGUAGCUUACCAAAAGGCUGGUGUUGCCGUAGCCGUGCCUCUAAAUAUUAUGUUUGGUACAUUCAUGUGCUAUGGUUUAUAUCUGCUGGUAAGAUCUAAGAAAAUUUUGAUGAGGCGCACAAGAAGAAAUCAUUUGUCGUAUGCUGACUGUGGAGAAGCGUCUCUUAUGCUGUUUCCUAAGAAGGGUCUUGCGAGAUUUUCAAAAGUAUUUAGAUUUAUCAUAGAUGCUACCGUAUGCAUGGAUAUGUUUGGUGCAUGUUGCACGUACCAGAUUGUAGUUGCGAAGUCGUUAAAACAACUCGUAGAAAAUACUCCAACUACCACAAUCGCAGGAGCGCCAGGCUAUCCAUCUCUAAGAAUAUACCUGCUCAUAAUGUUGCCGAUGUUCUGUCUUAUAUGUUUGAUAAGACAUCUCAAGUAUUUGGCGCCUUUUUCACAUGCAGCGAACGGAGUUGUGGCAUCCUCUAUUAUGAUGACAAUAUACUAUUGUUUUCAAUAUAAUCCACGAUUUGAGGGUUUGGUACUAACAACCAACUUUGAAGGCACCUUUCAAUUUAUUGGCAUGUCCGUGUUUGCUAUGUCUUGUUCUGGUGUUGUGGUAGCUAUUGAAGGUAACAUGAAAGAUCCGACUAAGUUUACAAGGUGUUUAUUAAUUGGACACUUUUCUAUCAUAUUAUGUACAACAGCUACAUCUUUCUUUGGUUAUGCCGCCUUCUUGGACAAGGCUGAAGCACCAUUUACAAUCAAUUUUCCAAUGACGACGCUGCCCAUAAUGUUCAAAGCUGGCAUUUGUACAAUGCUGUAUAUAACUCACGGCCUCAAUUUCUGGGUACCUUUCAAUCUUUGCUGGUAUUACAUAAAGAGCAGGUUAAACCAGAAUAAGUUAAUCUUUUGGGAAAGAAUUUUUCGAGUGUUGUUUGUUACUAUGAUUGGUACCGUCGGUAUCAUAUUCCCGAGUAUAACAGCUUUAAUGGGGUUGAUUGGCUGUUUGUGUUUAGCAAACAUGGCCAUAAUUUUUCCCAAUAUUAUAACACUAUUUGUGGAAUAUGAGAGACCAGGCUAUGGGGCCUUAAAAUGGCGAAUUUGGAGGUCUGUAUUUUUUAUUUCUGUCGGUUUCAUUGUACUAACCAGUGGUACCGCAGUAAAUCUAAAAUCACUUGUUAAAGUUUUAUUUGAGCCUCACGAAUAG